Cucurbita pepo subsp. pepo (vegetable marrow) is the source of this 1867-nucleotide messenger RNA. RefSeq names its product berberine bridge enzyme-like 8. Gene Ontology annotation, molecular function: oxidoreductase activity; FAD binding. The record is from RefSeq and is a predicted model, not a curated record. Lineage: Eukaryota; Viridiplantae; Streptophyta; Magnoliopsida; Cucurbitales; Cucurbitaceae.
CCAUGGAGAUUCCAACUUCAUUAUUAAUCCCAAUCCUUACAACCCUUCUUCUCAUUCUCCCUUCAAUGGCGGCGGCUUCUCAUCACACCCUUCUCAGCUGCCUUUCCGACCAUUCUUCGCCAUCAGCUUCCCCAAUCUCUGAAGUUACCUUCUUCCCCGACAACCCAUCUUACUCCCCUGUCUUGAACUCUUACAUCCGGAAUCUAAGGUUCGCCUCCCCCACUACCCCUAAGCCCUUGUUCAUCGUCGCCCCGACCCAUGUCUCCCACAUUCAAGCCUCCAUUCUCUGUUGCAGAAUCCACGCCCUAGAACUCAGAAUCCGAAGUGGUGGCCAUGAUUACGACGGCCUCUCUUAUGUCUCCGAUUCCCCUUUUGUGAUCCUCGAUAUGUUCAAUCUUCGAUCUGUAGCUGUCGACAUUGAGGACGGGAGUGCGUGGGUGGACUCGGGAGCAACCCUGGGCGAAGUUUACUUCAAAAUUGCAGAGAAGAGCAAGAUCCACGGAUUCCCAGCUGGGGUUUGCCCCACGGUUGGAGUUGGAGGCCAUCUCAGCGGCGCCGGGUACGGUAAUUUGAUGAGGAAAUUUGGGGUUUCUGUGGACAAUGUAGUUGAUGCUCUGAUUGUUGAUUCUAAUGGUAGGGUUUUAGAUAGGGAAUCGAUGGGGGAAGAUCUGUUUUGGGCAAUUAGAGGAGGAGGUGGAGCUAGUUUUGGUGUCAUAGUUUCAUGGAAGUUUAAGCUUGUUCCUUUACCUGAAACUGUCUCCGUUUUUAGAAUGGAGAAAACCAUGGAGGAAGGUGCUGUAGAUAUGUUGUACAAAUGGCAGGAAGUUGCUGACAAAAUUGAUGAAAAUCUGUUCAUAAGAGUGGUGAUUCUUCCUGUAAAUAAAAAAACCCAAAAGACAGCAAAAGCCAAGUUCAUCUCCUUGUUCCUAGGAAGUGCCCAGAAGCUGUUUUCCUUAAUGUCUGAAACACUUCCAGAAUUGGGUGUGAAGGCCGAGGAUUGUCUAGAAAUGAGCUGGAUCGAGUCUGUUCUGUUCUGGUCCAACUACCCCACUGGGACUCCUCUAAAUGUCUUGCUCGAAAGGCAACCCAACUCCGAAAAGUUCUUGAAGAAGAAAUCGGACUACGUUCAAGAGCCAAUCUCCAAGGCAGAUCUGGAAGGAAUGAUGAGGAAAAUGAUGGAACUGAAAAGACCAGCGCUGACCUUCAACCCAUACGGUGGGAAAAUGAGUGAAAUUGCAGAGAGCGAAACCCCAUUUCCGCACAGAGCAGGGAACAGAUACAAAAUACAGUACUCAGUGACAUGGAAAGAAGAAGGCGAGGAGGCUGCAGACAAGAACGUGGGGCUGAUCAGAGAGCUUUACGAGUACAUGACACCCCAUGUUUCAAAAUCGCCUAGAAGUGCAUAUUUGAACUACAGAGACGUGGAUUUGGGCGUGAAUGGAAACGGCAACGCAAGCUAUUGGGAGGCGAGCCACUGGGGAAGAAAGUAUUUCAAGGGAAACUUCGACAGAUUGGUGGAGGUGAAGACCAUGGUGGAUCCGGGCAACUUCUUCAGAUAUGAACAGAGCAUUCCAUCUGCUGCAGCAUAUGAUUGUAAUGGCAGAGCUGAGAGGCUUUGAUGUGUGAAUAUCUGCUUGGCUGAGUGAUCCAUCUUCUACUACACUAAAAUGCAAAAACGUCCCUUUUCCGUUAUUCUGGGGUUCGUUCUCGUAUUAUAUCUGGGAUUUGAGCAAUUAAGCUUAAUUGUCCCACUAAUUACUGUUAAUUGUGUUGGUAACUAGAUAUUGUAAGUUUGUUUCAAAUAUCCGACAACUAGAUUACCGUUGGUUUCUUGAAAUAAUAUUGCCUGUGAACAGUUAAAACCCUA